UUUGCAGUCCCAGUUCUCAUGCAUCCAACCCUUCACCUCGACCAUGCUAAAAUUUAUAACAGGGAGGAAAAGGGUGCUGCAUUAUGAUCUCUGUAAUUGAGUGGGAUGGUUGGUAUUUCAGAAACCCUAAAAAAAAAAAUACUCUUGAAAUGAAGUGAACUUUAUUUUACCCUCCAAACUUAUUUGAACGAUGUGAUUUACUGUAUGAAAAAAACAACUGAACUGAAUCAAAGGUGUCUCCUGCAACAGAAUCACAGAAUAACGCCUUGAAACCAUUGAGAAUUUUGUCUCUCCGCACCACUGACUGCAUGUUUACACUCAGGUCUAACAUGGUCUAUUGCCUUCUUUACUUCCGCCGUGGAAAUUCUCUUUUCUGAGUUCUUCAAUGUGUGUUGCACACCUGCUGCUUCACCCACUUGAACACUCCACCUCCUCCUCUGUUGCUGCUCCAGACAUCAGUCACAGUCACAUAUUUAAUGUUGCUGCCAUUCACUCUAUUUGUUCAUCUGUGCUGUGUGACAUUUUAUAACCAAUCGUUUUUUUCUUUGUCUUCCUUUGUUUUUGUCUAUGUUUGUCUGUUCAUGUUACCUUUCACAUCUCCAUCGCCUCUCUUCAUUUCUCUCUGCUAUGACCUCCACCUCGCAGAUUGCCAUCCACUUUCUCCAGCGUCCAGGCAUGUAGUCAGCCACAUAAGCAGAGCAUAAUCCUCCUUGUGAACUCUUUUUCCUCUCAAACAGCUUCCUCUACCUCUCGGGCUGGACUGCGCUGCACUGACGUCGGCUCGCCCUCCCCUGCCCCCUCGCCCCCCAGCAAUGGCCUCACGCAUUGGGCUGCGGAUGCAGCUGAUGCGAGACCAGCUGCAGCAAGAGGAGCAGCGUGAGAGGCAGCAGCAGCUACAGCAGCAGCAGAAUGCGGCCCUGCAGUACAUGCAGCAUCGCAUGGCUGGGCCACCGGCACCCACCCCAGCCAUCAGCACCCCACAGCAUUACCAAAGCAUGCAGGUCCCUGUGGAGGUUCUCAAGGUACAAACUCACCUGGAGAAUCCUACAGACUACCACAUCCGUCAGUCUAUGAAGCAACAGGUGAAGGAAUACCUGUCCACCACCUACGCAACGAAACAGACGGUCCAUGCAGCAGCACAGCUCGUGCCGCCCUCUCCUCCCACAAACAUGGGACCCACGGGGGGUUCAGCAUCUGCCCCCCCACCCCUCCACUCCCCACACAUGCGCCCCGAGCAGCUCAUGUCUGGAAACAGUGCACCCAACAGCCCCAUGGCCAUGCUCAACAUCGGCUCCAGCCAUGAGAAAGAGAUGGAUGAGGUCAUUGAUGACAUCAUAAGCAUGACGUCCAAUUACGAUGACAUUCAGGGAUACAUUGACCCUGUCCAGAUGCCAAACACACUCCCCCUGUCUAGCAGUCACCUAGAUGUGUACACAGGUCCUGGGAUGAAAGGGCCAGCCAUCGCCAUGACCAGUAACUCCUGUCCUGCCAACCUAACCAUCAAACGAGAACUCUCAGAUGCAGAAGCCCGUGCGCUGGCCAAGGAGAGACAGAAGAAAGACAACCAUAAUCUGAUUGAAAGGAGGAGGCGAUUCAACAUCAAUGAUCGUAUCAAAGAGCUCGGCACCAUGAUCCCCAAAACCAACGACCUUGUGUAUAGUGAUGUGCGCUGGAACAAAGGCACUAUACUGCGGGCGUCUGUGGAAUACAUCAAACGCAUGCAGAAGGAUGUUCAGAGGACCAGGGAGGUGGAGAACAACUUCAAAAGGAUGGAGAUGGCCAACAAACAGCUGUUGCUACGCAUCCAGGAGUUGGAGAUGCAGGCUCAUCUGCAUGGCCUGCCCAGCAACUCUCCCUCUGGUCUGAACACGGGUGACCUGAUGGCUCCAUACGUUAAACAAGAGACCAGUCCAGAGGAGAACCUCUCCCACACCCAGGCACAAGCCCACCACCAGCCCCAGCACUUAUCCCAGAACCAGGCCCAUCCCCAGGCCCAGCAGCACCACUUCUUCCCACAGACCCACCUCCACCACCAGGGCCAGGUUCAGCAGCAGCAGCAGCAGCAGCAGCAGCAGCAGCAGCAGCAGCAGCAGCAGCACAGGCAGCUGCCACCGCUCCCCCACCACCUGCAACCCCAGCCACCCAUCCAGUUCCCAUCUGUAGGCAGCUCUCAGCCCUUUGACUUUGCCCAACCGCUGGACUUGUGUGAUGGGAUACCCGGCUUCUCAGACAGCAUGUCGGGGCUCGGAGACCUGGGCGGACUGGACGUCCAGGGGAGGAGAGGUGAGCUGGGCUUCCUGAUGAUGGACGAGCCCCUGUCCCCCAUGGGUGGAGACCCCCUGCUCUCCGCGAUGUCCCCCGAAGCCUCGGUUGACUCCAGCCGCAGAUCCAGCUUCAGCAUAGAGGAUGGAGACAUACUGUAGACACAUGCGCACACUCACGUUCGCUUACGAGCAUGUGCAGAGGUUUCAGAGAGGUUGCGGUAAAAAAAAGGUGACGGUUCUUCGGCACAACGCGGCGCAUUUACAUCAUAUACAACGAAAAGGAAACAGCAACACAUCACACACUUUGAACACACACUGAUUACACUCAUUUGUGCUACAGUUAUCUGAUCUUACCAGGAUGAGCAAAAGGCGGUACACAGCAUUCGUGCACACACACACACACACACACACACACACACAUGUGGGAAAAACUGAGCAGCUUGAAACUUUGCCCAACAGACUGAGCAUUUACAAGGGGAUGAACCAACACUGUCAGGCCAGGAGUUAUAUAGCACAAUUGGCCUCGUUUCCAUAGAGACGGCUCUGAAUCAUAAAUGAACGAAGGGACAAAAACCAGCAGUUAAUUAGAUUGAAGUUAUCAGAUACAAGGACAACCGAGUGCAUUGUCUCACUUGAUGGAGGACAAGUUAGUUUCUCCUACAUCAACCUCUUUUUAGCAACCAUGAAUGAUUGAAUGGACGAUAGUGAAUCAAAUGGAACAAGCCGGAUGGUCCUGCAUGCAUAAUUUGACUAAAAAUGGGGAUGCAGUCUGGUCAUAUUGUUCCAACAGUCUUUUAUUCCACGGUUUGCUUUGGCCUCUAGCACUAGCCGUUUGACAAAGACCCGUGUUAGCCUGCAUGUGAAGUGUAAAGUAUCCACACUGUAGGAAACAUUUUAAAAACACACUGAAUGGAUGGCCUCACAAACACUUUCACACACACACACACACACUGCUGUCCAUUUUGUAACUCUUGACACUGUAGUGACCUUUUCCCUCUGAAGACACCGUGAAGCUCCGGUGAAAGACUAUAGAAAACUGUUUCAUAGUCUUCAAAAAAAUCAGUGUCAUCCAAAUCUGCGAGGUGUCAGAAUACUCAGGUACUGUAACAGAAUACACAAGCAGGAUCAUUUUUAAGUGGAAGCAGAUGUGUCAGGCUCGUGACCUCAUCAAUGUGCCUUUUGAUUUUUGCAGCUGUUGCAGUUUAAAGGCAUGUUUUUAUAGGUCAGAGCAGGGUUUAGACUUAGUAUCAGCUUCAAUUGUGCCUGUAAAUACUUUAGCUCCUGUGCCAACUACACCUUUGUUGUCGCAGGAGAUGUAUGUUUCAUUUUUAAUGGCCUCUAGGACCCGGUGUGUUCGAGAGGCACAGGUGAAGGAGAAAUCUCUAGCUUACUGGACAGAGAAAGAGAUUUAUCUCGGCUGACCGCAGACGUAGUGUAAAUCCUCACUGUAAAAGCACAGCAUUAGCACACACACACACUCGCAUGCAUUCACGCUCUCACUCGGUCCACAAACAGGCAUGCAUUAAAGACGCUCACCUAGAACACACGUAAUAGUGCUCACAUGCGUACGAUACGUGCAGCGCAGCCUCGAGGCUGUUUUCAAAUCAGCACGUUAACAAGUCUCCUGUGCUUCCGAGUCUCUCCAGACAAGUCGAGCGAAGCUGCCAGCUGCAGAGGUAGAACUCAGGUCCGCAGUAAAGGGAAUAUGUCAUCCACGCCGAGGUGGACCUGAGUUGUAUCUCUGCUGUGGCAAACCUGGAGGCUUGGCUGUGAUUUGAUGUAGCUUAUGAUCAGUACUGAUAAAGGUAGAAAAAAAAAAACGUGAUGAUUUUUUUUUUGUCUGAUUUUAAGAAGUGGUUGUUUUUCUUUACUAUAUAGUUUGUUGUUUAUUUUAUCUCCCAAAGCACUGGAAACUAUAUUAUUAUUUUGACUUUGUACAUUAAAUAAUUAUGGAAUAAGAUUUAUUGCAGAUGUUUUAUGCCACUAAGCCACUUAAGUGUAUUUUAUUUGUAUAGUUUUGUUUCAAUUUUUAUUCCAAAAUGACCCUUUUUCUCCUCAGAGCCAUUUUUAGUCAGCACAUUAUAAAGGCUUUUAAGCCACCAGUGUUGGAGUGUGGAGCUGUUUCCAUAUUUCAACUAUUUUUAGAGAGAUGAAGAGAUUAUGUACAUUCUUGAUGCCAUUUUUAUAUGAUUGGGAUUUUAUUUUUCUUUGUUUUAAAAUUUGGAGCCAGACAUAGAUGAACGGCGAAACUUUUGAUUUGAUUGAAUUCAAAUUGCUCAUUUUAUGAAUGUAAGCUUUACCAGUGGUUCUGGUCAGACUGAAGCAGGUCGGUGUCUUUUUCGCCACGACGACGUCCCGUCACAUAAACUCUGAGCCGAGGAGUUGUGUUUGCCGAGGCAUCAAAGCACUGACUCUGCGUUUGUCUCUGUCUGUCUGCUGGUGUUGUGCCUUAUCCCCAUCAGCCACAGUUUCACUGUUGUUGUACUGUCACCCAGCCAACACUCCAAAGAGAUGCUCAGGCCUCCUCUACUCUUCCACUAGAGGGCGCUCUGCAGAGCAAACUACACAGGGAAAAGUGGUUCUGAAUUUACUGAGAAUAUAAAACGUUUUACCAGAAUCCAU
Acanthopagrus latus (yellowfin seabream) is the source of this 4886-nucleotide messenger RNA. It is a transcript of the gene tfeb, whose product is annotated as transcription factor EB. The record is from RefSeq and is a predicted model, not a curated record. The transcript is spliced from 11 exons. Gene Ontology annotation, biological process: humoral immune response; positive regulation of DNA-templated transcription; regulation of transcription by RNA polymerase II. Gene Ontology annotation, cellular component: nucleus. Lineage: Eukaryota; Metazoa; Chordata; Actinopteri; Spariformes; Sparidae. Gene Ontology annotation, molecular function: RNA polymerase II cis-regulatory region sequence-specific DNA binding; protein dimerization activity; DNA-binding transcription factor activity, RNA polymerase II-specific. Bases 813 to 2423 code for a protein of 536 amino acids.